AUGCAGCUGAAAGCUACAGGCUACCUGACAGGCAGUGAGGAUUACUACACGCAUGAGCGCUGUUAUCCCAUCACUGCUCUGAACCUGACUCGCUGUGCGUUGGACCUGAGGGAGGGAGAAGAAGUCGCCACCGGAUACAAAGGAGUUUAUUCGACUGAGCUACUCAGCCAGAGGGCCAUCAGCAUCAUUGAAAAACACAAUUCCGACAAGCCGCUCUUCCUCUAUGUGGCGCUGCAGGCAGUCCACUCUCCCCUCCAGGUGCCAGAGCGCUACCUGGCCCCCUACCAUUUUAUCAGCGACCCCAACCGCAGGCGCUACGCUGGCAUGGUGUCGGCCAUGGACGAGGCAGUGGGCAACAUCACCCUGGCUCUGCAGCAGGCAGGACUUUGGGACGACACGGUGCUCGUGUUCUCGACAGAUAACGGAGGUCAGACUUUGUCCGGCGGCAGCAAUUGGCCACUACGAGGCAGGAAGGGGUCACUGUGGGAAGGUGGGGUCCGAGGAGUUGGAUUUGUCGCCAGUCCGCUACUGAAACAACCCGGAACCGUCAGCCUCGAAUUGAUCCACAUCUCCGAUUGGCUGCCUACCCUUGUGGGCCUGGCAGGAGCGACUCCCAACACCACAAAGCCUCUAGAUGGAUUCAACGUGUGGAAAACAAUCAGCUACGGGUUUGCCUCACCCAGACUGGAGCUGCUGCACAACAUCGACCCUCUCUAUGAAGAUAUCGCUCCAUGUCCUGGCAGGGAGCGUCGGUUAACUUUGGCCAAAGUGGUCGGCGGAGACUCGUGGGCCAACUCCGGCUUCAAUGUGUCCAUUCACGCCGCCAUUCGAUCCUAUAACUGGAAGCUGCUGACGAGCUACCCAGGUUGUGACGUGUGGUUCCCGCGGCCCGACCACAACAGCUCCGAGUCGAGCCCCUCCAGCCUGGGUCAACUGAAGCCCGUCAUGCUGUUCGACAUAGAGAAAGACCCAGAGGAGAGGGUGGAGGUAUCUGAUCAGUUCCCCUCAGUGGUGGAUUAUCUCCUCAGUAGGCUCCACCAACACCAGAAAAGCGCCUUGCCAAUAAACUUCCCAGACGAUGACCCCAAAUGUGACCCAGGCCCCACCGGAGCCUGGGGACCCUGGGCUUAGUUGGAGAUGAUGAACUGAUUGUAAAGGAUGAACUUCUUUGUUUUCCUCUGUGGAGAAAAUCCUAUUUUUUAAUGAAUUAUGAUUAGAUUUUAUAAUGGCUGUCUAAAAGACAUUUUAUUCAAUCAUAUAUAUUUAAUUUCUUUGCUUUGCAGAAACUCGAUGUGACAUGUCAUCCAUCCAUUAGUUGACUAAUGGAUGCUGUCCUUGUUAUCCAUCUUUACGUCCCAGGUCAAUAAUGCUUUCAGAGGUAAAUUAAAGCGAUUGCGUAAAACGUCUUAGAGACACAUGUUGCUGAUUUGUAAAGACCCUCUCCCUGCUGUUUCAGGUAUUUGCACUUCGUUUAUCUACUGUUGAGAAGCUGCAGGCUCCUUGUAUUUGUCAAACACAAAGCCCCACAGAAAUAGCAGGCAGUAUUUAACCUGAGAGAAAUAUGUCACCAUCCAAACUGUGGGGCCUCGCCAGGGUAUUUUUCAGCUCUUUUAUGAUAGUAUGGAGAGAGUAACACACAGAAUGUUGAGUUUGGUCAUAUUUUUGACAUUUAAAGCUGCACUAAACCAGAAGUUUUGUCCCACAGAGAGGUUCCACUAUCCUGCACUAAUUGUAUUUUUCAGCUCGUUGUUCUGGACAUGUGACUUUAAUAUUGGCUCACUCAUCAGCAUACUUUCUGACUGCAGCAGUAGACUGACAGCAGAACAGCUCUGAUGGGGCCACUGUACUCUCCUCAGGACCAACAAGCAAAAAGACAAAAGCUGCUUUCAGACCCUAACUGAACACUGCGGGUGGGGGGGGGUUGUGAGAACAGCAGGAAAACUUCCCCAGGAUUCACAAUGAGCGAGUGGGCGUGCUGAUGACAUUUCUAAAGCGAAAAUGAAAAGCACAGUGUUCUGACUUCAUUGUUGCAGAAGAAGCGAUGCUCUGUUUAUCUGAAUUCAGACGGUUUUUAUAAAGAUCAGUUCACAACAAGUGUGUGUGGUUAGAAAAAGGCAGAGGAGCAGAAUCACACUGAGUAAUGCUCUGAGUGAUAAUAAUAAUAAACAUCAUAUAUAAUAUAUAGCUCACAAUCAAGGUACAAGAUCUUGAUAUUGAUUUGAAAUCAUAUCGCCCAGCCCUGUUACGUCUCUGCCUGCUGCACCCCCCCUCACCUGAACGUUCUCCAGAUUUCUGUGUUGUGAGCGGAUCUUGCCAGAGAAUCUCCUGCUGAAUUAUUCAUGUGUGAAAGACAAACUCUGGAUCCAAUUGCAAAAACAUCCUCUGGAGUUCAUGUCUGGAAUCGGCUAAAGUUAGAGACAAGUUGGUGAACACAGUGGAAUAUUUAGCUGCUUAGAAGUCAGACUUUUUCCUCAGGAGUUGAUGGACGCUUGUAAUUGCACUUGUGACCUUAGGGGGAAAAUCUAAAUUGUACACUUGUUUUCCAACAGUAUCUUGUAUGUUUAAAAGUGAUUUUCUUAUUUUCUUGCUCUCAGCCUAAUAUGCUAAAAUGUUUGCCUGUUAUUCAGCUCUGCACUUCUUUGCUGGAACAAAUGCAACUUGAUUCUGCUGUGCAACCAUUAGUUUUAGGGAUUCUAAAAGAGCCACAGAUAAUAUAUGAUAACUCAUAGUUGGAGCACUUCUUCAGCUUUCAGCGGAUCCCAUUCUCCUGAUUCGCUCAUCAGUCCAACCAUUAAAAGCUGUGUUCGGAGAAAUCAGGUUUUUUUAUUUCAGAAAAUGGUUUGUUGCAUAAAAAAAAUGGCUAAAAUGUGAAACGUUUG
Molecule: messenger RNA, 2879 nt
Organism: Paralichthys olivaceus (Japanese flounder)
Lineage: Eukaryota; Metazoa; Chordata; Actinopteri; Pleuronectiformes; Paralichthyidae
Source: RefSeq, a predicted model, not a curated record